GGACUGGGAGCAGCCAGCUUUGAUAACGUUAGCUCAAAGCCAGUCUGCGGCUUCUUUUCCUUACGAGCCGAGCUGCACCCUGUAACAAGGCACCAGCGGUGCUCCAUCUGCUCUACUGGGAACCAGGGAUUCCUCCCUGUUGGUCACAACCAAAGCACCUGUGUGAACUGGAUCUCUGGCUCUGACGGGAAAAUAAAGCCACGGUGGACGGAAACGCAGCGUUUUGUUUGUCACCAUGUUUAAUCUAAAGAAAAAGGAUAAGGAGAGGGAAGGGAGUAGGAAGGAUAAGAAAGAUAAGAAGGAGAGGAUGUCUGCCGCAGAGCUACGCAGCCUGGAAGAGAUGAGCAUGCGGCGUGGUUUCUUCAACCUGAAGAGGGAGGCGAAGCGUGAGUCCAAGAACAAACUGGAGAUCUCCAACCCCAUUCCCAUCAAAGUGGCCAGCAGCAACGAGCUCACCCUCACUGACAUUGAAUCGGACGGCCUGAGCAACCGGAGCAGCAUGGUCCUGGAUGAGCAGCUGAGCGCCGCCAGCUCCACUGAUGACCUGAAGGGUGAGGACGGAGGAGGACAGGACGGCCGCCGCGGCUCAGUACGUGACCGCGUGGCUCACUUUGGUUCACUUGCCAAGACGAACUCCUCUCAGGUGGGCCAGAUGAUGAAACGCUUCUCAUUUUCGCAGAAGAGCAAAGAGGAGAGCCCUUCAGAAGGCUCCACCCCCUCCGGCCAGAACUCUGCCGCUCCUUCCCCUCAAGUGGAGAGCAAAGUUUUCAGCAUGCUCCGCAAGCACAGCCUGAAGCAGCAGCCCGAAGCAGCACCGGCCACCAAAAAAGUAGUCUCCAUCCCCGAAGUGGUGGACAAGACCUUCCCUGCGCAGCUGCAGCUGCCCGCUGUAGUUGCGCCAAGUGAACCAGAAAUACGCGAGCUCGAGCUGCAACGCCGCAACACCGGCGACUUUGGAUUUUCUUUGCGUCGCACCACUAUGCUGGACCGCAGUCCUGACGGGGGAGUGUACAGGCGCGUGGUCCACUUUGCCGAGCCUGGCGCCGGGACCAAGGACCUGGCACUGGGGCUGGUGCCAGGCGACAGGCUGGUAGAGAUAAAUGGAAGGAAUGUGGAGAACAAGAGCCGGGACGAGAUAGUGGAGAUGAUCCGUCAGUCGGGAGACACGGUGAGGCUGAAGGUGCAGCCCAUCCUGGAGCUGAGCGAGCUGAGCCGCUGCUGGCUGAGGAACACCGAGGGCCUACGCAGGGAGGCCAGACAUGGAUCAGUGGAAGAGGACCCUGUGGCCCUCCUUCAGGCAUCUCAUGCUGCAGCUCAGCAAUCCCAGGUGAAGACAGAGGAGCAGAUCGCAGCAGAGCAAGCCUGGUAUGGAUCAGAGAAAGUCUGGCUAGUCCACAAAAAUGGCUUCUCCCUGGCCACCGUGGUGAAGACGGAGGCUGGCUCCCUACCGGAGGGCAAGCUGAAAAUCAAACUGGAGCAUGAUGGAACAAUACUGGAUGUGGACGAAGAUGAUGUAGAAAAGGCCAACCCUCCAUCAUACAACCGGUCCGAGGACCUGGCUUCUCUGCUCUAUCUGAAUGAAUCCAGUGUGAUGCACUGCCUGAGGCAGCGCUAUGGAGGCAACCUCAACCAUACAUACGCUGGACCCAAUAUGGUCGUCAUUAACCCCCUCAGUACACCCUCCAUGUACUCUGAGAAGGUGAUGCACAUGUUCAAAGGCUGUCGGCGUGAGGAUUCUGCACCUCAUAUCUACUCUGUGGCUCAGUCUGCCUACCGCAACCUGCUCACCACCCGGCAGGAUCAGUCCAUCGUGCUGCUGGGCAAGUCCGGCAGCGGCAAGACCACCAACUGUCAGCACCUGGUCCAGUACCUCGUGUCCAUCGCCGGCAGCACAGGCAAAAUAUUCUCCGCUGAGAAGUGGCAGGCUGUCUACACCAUCCUGGAGGCUUUUGGCAACAGCUCCACCUCUAUGAACACCAACGCUAGCCGCUUCUCCCACGUAGUGUCCCUGGAUUUUGACCAGGCUGGGCAGGUGGCCUCCGCCUCCAUCCAGACGAUGCUGCUGGAGAAACUGAGGGUGAGCAAACGCCCCGAGGCAGAGUCCACCUUCAACGUCUUUUACUACACGAUGGCUGGAGCCGACAGCAGCCUGAGAACGGAGCUGCACUUCAACCACCUGGCUGAGAACAGUGCUUUUGGGAUCCUACCACAGUCUAAGCCUGAAGACAAGCAGAGAGCCUCGCAGCAGUUCACCAAGCUGCAGGCAGCCAUGAAGGUGCUGGGCAUCUCUAGUGAAGAGCAGAAGGCCCUCUGGCUCAUCCUGGGGGCCAUUUACCACCUGGGGGCUGCAGGAGCCACUAAAGCGGGGCGUCGGCAAUUUGCCAAACAUGAAUGGGCCCAGAAGGCUGCCUACCUGCUGGGCUGUACCUUGGAGGAGCUGUCCUCUUCUAUCUUUAAGCACCAGGCUAAAGGACUGCAGCAUUCCACCUCGUUCAGAGGAGGACCGGAUGAGGCAGGCCAAGGUGACAGCUCAGCCUCGAAGAUCACAGCUCUGGAGUGUUUGGAGGCCAUGGCAUCUGGACUCUACUCGGAGCUCUUCACUCUUGUCAUCUCCCUCAUUAACAGGGCUCUAAAGUCCAGUCAGCACUCUCUGUGCUCGCUGCUCAUAGUGGACACUCCAGGAUUCCAGAACCCCCGGCUUGCUCAGCAGCAGCGGGGAGCCACGUUUGAAGAGCUCUGCCACAACUACACACAGGAAAGACUGCAAACCCUGUUCCAUGAACGCACCUUCGUCCAGGAGCUGGAGAGAUACAAGGAGGAAAACAUAGAGCUUGCUUUAGAUGACAUAGAGUCCAGUACCUCACUGUCUGUAGCAGCUAUUGACCAAGCCUCAACCCAAGCUCUGGUGCGCACUCUGGCCAGGACGGAUGAGGCUCGAGGCCUGCUGUGGCUGAUGGAGGAGGAGGCUGUUCAGCCUGGAGGUUCAGAGGAAACCAUGCUGGAGAGACUCUUCAGCUACUACGGCUCUGCACAGGGAGAAAACAAAGGAGCCAGUCUGCUGCUGCGAGGAGAGAAGCCCCACCUCUUCCUGUUGGGCCACAGCCACGGGACAGACUGGGUGGAGUACAACACUCAGGGCUGGCUGAGCCACGCCAAGCACAACCCUGCUGCCCAGAACGCUGCCAUGCUGCUGCAGGACUCCCAAAAGAAGAACAUCAGCGGGCUGUUUAUGGGCCGGGCCAGCGGGGCCACAGUGUUGUCGGGCUCCAUCGCUGGUCUGGAGGGCACCUCCCAGCUCGCCCUGCGCCGAGCCACCAGCAUGAGGAAAACGUUCACCACAGGAGUGGCUGCUGUCAAGAAAAAAAGCCUGUGUAUCCAGGUCAAACUCCAAGUGGAUGCUCUGAUUGACAUGGUGCGUCGUUCCAGGGUUCACUUCGUCCACUGCCUUCUGCCCAAGGCGGAGGCAGUGGGUGGUGGAGGUGAGCCCCGCGUGACGCACGGAGAGAGCGCCGACUCAGGCCUUAUGACUCUGGAUGUGGGUCUUCUGAGAGCUCAACUCCGAGGAUCCAAGCUGCUGGAUGCACUGCGCAUCUACAGGCAAGGAUACCCAGACCACAUGGUGUUUUCUGAGUUCCGCAGGCGCUUUGAUGUCCUGGCACCACAUCUGACCAAGAAGCAUGGCCGCCACUACAUUGUCACGGAUGAGAAGAGGGCAGUGGAGGAGUUGCUGGAGUCCUUGGAGCUGGAGAAGAGCAGCUACCACAUGGGGCUGAGCCGGGUGUUCUUCAGAGCAGGGACUCUAUCAAGGCUGGAGGAGCAGCGAGACGUUCAGACCAGGACGAACAUCUCUCUGUUCCAGGCUGCCUGCAGGGGAUACCUGUCCAGACAGGCCUUCAAGAAAAGAAAGAUCCAGGAUCUGGCCAUCCGCUGCAUCCAGAAGAACAUCAAGAAGAAUCGUGGUGUCAAAGGCUGGCCAUGGUGGAAACUCUUCACCACGGUCAGACCUCUGAUAGAGGUGCAGCUGACUGAGGAACAGAUCCGUGGCAAGGAUGAAGAGAUCCAGCAGCUGAAGCAGAAGCUGGAGAAGGUGGAGAAAGAGAGGAACGAGCUGAGACUCAGCAGCGACCGUCUUGAGAGCCGGAUCACAGAGCUGUCAUCAGAGCUGGCUGAUGAGCGCAACACUGGGGAGUCAGCCUCUCAGCUGCUGGAGAGUGAAACUUCCGAGAGACUCCGCCUGGAGAAGGACAUGAAGGACCUGCAGGCCAAGUUUGACAGCAUGAAGAAACAGACAGAGUCCAUGGAGAUGGAGGUGAUGGAGGCCCGACUCAUCCGAGCGUCUGAACUUAACGGGGAGAUGGAAGAUGACGACACAGGAGGAGAGUGGAGGCUGAAGUAUGAACGAGCCAUCAGAGAGAUUGAAUUCACCAAGAAGAGACUGCAGCAGGAGUUUGAUGACAAGCUGGAGGUGGAGCAGCAGAACAAACGGCAGCUGGAGAGGAGAAUCAGCGACCUGCAGGCCGAUAAUGAGGAAUCCCAGCGAAACAUCCAGCAGCUGAAGAAGAAAACUCAACGUCUGACGGCUGAACUGCAGGACACCAAACUUCACCUGGAGGGCCAACAGAGCCGCAACCACGACCUGGAGAAGAAGCAGAGGAAGUUUGACAGUGAGCUGAGUGGAGCCCAGGAGGAGGUGCAGAGGGAGCGCAGCCUGAGGGAGAAACUGGCCCGAGAGAAAGACAUGCUGACUGGAGAUGCCUUCAGCCUCCGACAGCAGCUGGAGGACAAGGACCUGGAGGUGUGUGCAGUCAACCUCAAACUGGACCAGCUGGAGGCCGAGCUGCAGGACCUCAACUCCCAGGAGUCCAAGGACGAGGCAUCGCUGGCCAAGGUGAGGAAGCAGCUUCGUGACAUGGAGGCCAAGCUGAAGGACCAGGAGGAGGAGCUGGACGAGCAGGCCGGCACCAUCCAGAUGUUGGAGCAGGCCAAGCUUCGUCUGGAGAUGGAGAUGGAGCGUUUGCGUCAAACUCAUUCCAAAGAUGUCGAGAGCAAAGACGAUGAGGUGGAGGAGAUCAGACAGUCCUGCAGCAAGAAACUGAAGCAAAUAGAAGUCCAGCUUGAAGAAGAGUACGAUGAGAAGCAGAAGGUGCUGAAAGAGAAGAGAGAGCUGGAGUCAAAGCUUCUGUCAGCACAGGACCAGGUGAGAAGUGGUGACAUGGAGACGGAGAAGCGUUUGAGGAAAGACCUGAAGAGAACCAAGGCUCUGCUGGCUGAUGCCCAGAUCAUGUUGGACCACAUAAAGAACAACGCACCCAGCAAGAGGGAGAUCGCCCAGCUCAAAAACCAGCUGGAGGAGUCUGAGUUCACUUGUGCGGCUGCAGUUAAAGCUCGUAAGUCCAUGGAGGUGGAGAUUGAAGAUCUGCACGUUCAGAUGGAGGACAUCUCCAAAACAAAACAGGGGCUGGAGGAGCAGCUGAGCCGUCUACAGAGAGAGAAGAACGACCUGCAGUCCAGGAUGGAGGAGGACCAGGAGGACCUCAACGAGCUGAUGAAGAAACACAAGGCUGCUGUGGCCCAGUCAGCCCAGAACCUGGCUCAGAUCAGUGACCUACAAGCCCAGCUGGAGGAGGCCCUCAAGGAGAAGCAGGAGGUUCAGGAGAAGAUGCAAGCCCUCCAGAGCCAGCUGGAGUUUCAGGAGCAGUCCAUGGUGGAGAAAUCCCUCGUCAGCCGACAAGAGGCCAAGAUCCGCGAGCUGGAGACCAAGCUGGAGUUUGAGAAGACCCAGGUCAAACGCCUGGAGAGCCUUGUAACUCGUCUUAAGGAGAACAUGGAGAAGCUGACAGAGGAACGAGACCAGCGCAGCAGCAGCGAGAUUCGAGAGAAGGAACAGAACAAACGCCUGCAGAGACAGAUCCGUGAUGUCAAAGAGGAGAUGGGUGAACUGGCCAAGAAGGAAACUGAAGCCAGUCGCAAAAAACACGAGCUGGAAAUGGACAUUGAGAGCUUAGAGGCUGCCAAUCAGAGCCUGCAAGCAGACCUCAAGCUGGCCUUCAAAAGGAUCGGUGACCUGCAGGCAGCCAUCGAGGACGAGAUGGAGAGUGACGAUAAUGAGGACCUUAUCAACAGUUUGCAAGACAUGGUGACAAAGUAUCAAAAAAGACAGAACAGAGCUCAGGGGGAUUCAGACACAGACUCUGAGGUGGAGGAUCGUGUGGAUGGGGUGAAGUCCUGGUUGUCUAAAAGCAAAGGUUCUACCAAGAACCUGUCAGACGAUGGCAGCCUCAAGAGCUCCAGCCCCACUGGUCGAAGACACUACUACUUUAAUAGAUCUGAUGACGAGGAGGAGGAAGAAGAAAAAGAGGAAGGCGGGGCCACCCAGGGCGCCUACUACUCUCGAUACAGAUACGGCAGUCAACUGAAAGACGACGAUGGCGAGGACGGGCUCUACGAGAGCACGUCCUAGUCCUGGCCGUCAGCUCCCCUCACUGUGACACUGUGACAGUUUGUCCUGCAUGCAAAGUUGACCACAACGAGGUCAGGUGGACACAACAGAUAUUAACUCACAAAUGUGUAAGAAAACGUGUUUCCGGCACUCAGAGCUUCCUAUAGCAGACAUUUACAGGACUUGGUCACAGUUUGAGAAACAACAUGGUGUUUUUGACUUGGCACUCAUCAGUCUGAGCUCUCUGCACACACAGCUGCUCCUUUAUUAACAGCUCAGCUCUGCUGGUUGCAUGCAAGCAGCCGUUGCUUGGCUUGAGCAGCCAGCCUGUAUGGUUGCCACUGAGCCAAAGAACUUGAGGUUGCAAUGAUAAUAGAUUAUUUCUGUCUCUCUCUUUGUGUCUCUUCCACUCUUCCUUACAUAUAGUACACACACAAUAGUAUGUAUUGCCAUAUUACAAUGUAUUGCCAAAAAGCCUUUGUUCAAGUAUGUGUGCAGAUGGUUUUACUUAUUGCCAAUUGAUGCCGAGUCCUGGGAAAAGUCCCAGCUUUUUUUUUUUUUUCCUUCUUAUUCUUAUUUCUAUUUUGGGACAAGUGCCAUUUGAUUUGAGUGGGCUCCUCUACAGCUGGCUUUGGGGCAUUUCAUGAACUGCUGCACCAUACACCGAGGAUGCUCUCAUCAUCAUGCUCACAUUUUGUUUGCCUAAGAAGUUUUUCUGCCUUUUGCUGGCAAAGGAUCUGUUCCUCAUAGGGGAGGAUGAUUGCAUCACUAAGUGCGCCGCAAUAAAAGCAAAGCCUUUUUCUCCAUUUGAAUCUUUUGUUUUUGAUGUUUGAUAGGUUUGUUUUGCAGAGGACUGCCGUCAACCAAAUGAAUUCCCACGAGGUGUGAGCGUACCUCUGCAAAAGGCCUUGUGUUGUGUCAAGUGCUUGCCACAACUCUUUAGUGAUGAGGAGACUUAUUCUUUGUCCUUGUGCUUGUCAUUCACAUGUCGUCUGUGUUUUGUUUUAAGUUUGAUGAGCUUUCAUUUUCCAGAGGGAAUGUUCUUGUACUUGACUUUGGACACCAGUCAUUUGUAUGGUAACCUCAACCAGCAUGUUCAAGGGAAAACAAACCGGUGUUAUUCUAUAUUUUUCUUACUGUGAGCAAACCUGACAGGGUCAAACCCAACAAUGUGUUUCUUGACCUUUGGGAAUAGUAUUUUUAACAAAAUAUUAUAGGACUCGAAGCCCUAAGCCAACACAAAUCAUGAAAUAUGCCUUACAAAGAAAUAGUUAGAUGUUUCGUUUUAUGUUUUUAACCUCCCAGGCAUAUGAGAGGGAAUAAUAAUACAAUUAUAAUAAUACAGUUUGCAUUUUGUUCAAGAGACAUAUUGGUAUUAUCCAUUUUUAUUUAAUAACUUCAGUUAGAGCAGAGUUAUUGAAAAGUGGAUGGUGCUACACUGGCAAAAAAAAAAAGAAAAAAGAUUUAAACAGAUUUUAACCAACAUGUCAUUUUUUUCUAUUAAAUCUUAAUACAACACACUUGCCCUAAAGUAUGUUGUGUAAUGAACAGUGUUCUGUCCAGUCACUGUGCCUCCUCUGCCUUGCUCCAGUCACAAGCUUUCAUUACUUUAAGACAGGAACACUUUACAAAGUCAGAAAAGUUUUUCAGUCCAUAUUGUCAAAUUCAAAUACACCAGUUACAUUAAUAUUGUUUCUGGUGAUUUUGUGUCCUGAUUAUUCGUUAAGCAUGGUUAGAUAGCUUUCUGUUUUUGCAAGAACCUAGUCUACAGAAAGAGUAAGGCAACAGGGCAGCCAAUUGGCCAGAGCUACUUGUUGUUGCACUUAUACACAUUUACACAGAUCAAAUAUUAGAUCUUUUGUCCCACAAAUUGUGAUUGCAAGGGACAGACGUAUCAGCCAACAGGCUGUAAUAAUUUCUCUCUGCUCAAAGGUCAGCACUGUCAGGAUUUGCUAUUGAUCAGUGGUGAAAAUACUAAGCACACUACAAAAAAGGUGUGUCUAAAAACAGUAAAUCUGAGGGAAAUGAUCUUGCUGCAUGGACAGAUAAUUUCACUUGACAAGAUUUCUUAAAUUAAGAUUGUUAAAU
Molecule: messenger RNA, 8527 nt
Organism: Centropristis striata (black sea bass)
Lineage: Eukaryota; Metazoa; Chordata; Actinopteri; Perciformes; Serranidae
Gene: myo18ab
Product: myosin XVIIIA b
Exons: 43
Coding region: 236-6460 (2074 amino acids)
Cellular component (GO): myosin complex
Molecular function (GO): cytoskeletal motor activity; ATP binding; protein binding
Source: RefSeq, a predicted model, not a curated record